This is a messenger RNA of Limulus polyphemus (Atlantic horseshoe crab), 1912 nucleotides long. Its product is annotated as B-box type zinc finger protein ncl-1-like. Gene Ontology annotation, cellular component: nucleoplasm; chromatin. Lineage: Eukaryota; Metazoa; Arthropoda; Merostomata; Xiphosura; Limulidae. The record is from RefSeq and is a predicted model, not a curated record. Gene Ontology annotation, biological process: positive regulation of DNA-templated transcription. Gene Ontology annotation, molecular function: ubiquitin-protein transferase activity; zinc ion binding; protein binding. The annotation marks the transcript as partial. The transcript is spliced from 2 exons.
ACAAAGAUAGGAAAGAAGUCUGGUUGCUUUGUUUACAGUGAAGCCAGACUCUAAUAUAAAAUUUCUUAUCAGUCAGAACAUUCGCAUUUGUUCCAUCCUCUGACUACGGCAGACUAGUUCGUUACCCACGUAUGGAAAGAUGGAAUAACGAAAUAUAGAGGCUCCUGGUUGGUCAAGAAACGUACCAAUGAGUGUUAAUCAGUCAGAUUCAAGAAUGGCAUCCCCUACUCUUUCUCUGCCAGAUUCAACCGCUUGUAGUUCUGCAUCAGAUCACAGCCUGGAGGAAAGUGUCUCCACUAAGUGCCCUCUCUGUCAAGAUACUUACACCAUUCCCAAAGUGUUGCCUUGUCUUCAUACAUUCUGUCAACCUUGCCUUGAGAAAAUCCAGGAAUCUCCAGAUAAGAUUAAGUGUCCUCAGUGUCAUGAAGAGUUUUUACUGACCACUCAAGGUGUAGCAGGCCUUUUGUCUAAUUAUGCUGUGAGCAAUAUUCUCGAGACCAAUGCUAUGAAUGUAACAUCUCUUUGUUGUACUGGCUGUAAAACUAAAGAAAGCAAUGCAGUGGCACGUUGUUUUGACUGUGCCAACUUCUUGUGUUCAAACUGCGUGAUGGCACAUCAGUUUAUGCAUUGCUUUGGAGGACAUAGAGUUCUCACCUUGGGAGAACUGCAGAAUAAUAAGGAUGAUACCAAGACCGAGAAACCUAUCUUUUGCUCACGUCAUAAACAUAUAGCUGUGGAAUUUUUCUGCCAGACUUGUAGUGUCCUUAUUUGCAAAGACUGCAUUGUCAUGGAUCAUCCACAGGGGAUACAUAACUUCGAACACUUGACAGAGAUUGGACACAAACAAGUUGACUAUAUGAACUGUUUGGUUGAAGAUUCUAAGCUGAAAAAAACAGAUUUACGGAAUAUUUUGAAAACAAUUGAGCACUCUACUAGUAACGUUCAAGCCCAGUAUGAAAAAGCCAAGAAUGAAAUUAAGGAUACCUACCAGUUUUAUUGUGUUGUGUUAGAAGAAAGGAAGAGGGAGAUUCUGAAAGAGUUGGAUGAGAUCUUCAACUCCAAAGUGGUUUCUCUUUCGAUGCUUGGUCAGAAAGUUCAGGAGAACAUAGAGAAAACUCUUGAAAUGUGUGACUUUGUGGAAAAACUCAUGAAAUACUCUAGCAAUACAGAAAUUCUUGUAUUUAAGCAGUUGCUGACAUCCAAAUUUCAGAAUAUCCUUGGAUUUAACCCAGCAAUGGGGUUAAAUGUAUCUGAUCUUGAAUUUGUAUCAAAUUACCAGGCUAUCCAAGUUGGGGUGCGAAACAGUUUUGGAUAUCUUCGACAGAAUUCUGACAUUCUCUCAGAGGUCAAACCACAGCCUAUAGCAAGACCAAAUGGAGUAAUUGGAUCAGAACGAUCUUACAAAAAUGGCCACAUGUGCGAGUCGAACAUUAUUUCAAAGAGAUUUGGCUCUGUUAAUACUUUUAGUCCUUUUCUGGGAGAUCUCAAUUCUUAUGAGAAAUGGUCAAGUGCCCCUAGCGACAUUUUUCAAAAUGGUUCUGAUACCUUUUCCAUUUCAAGUGACCCCGUUUUUGACUUAUCAUCGAAAUUGGUUAAUUCAAAUAUCUUUCCUUUAAAAUCCCAAAUAAAGCGUCAGAAGAUGAUUUACCAUUGCAAGUUUGGGGAGUUUGGAGUAAUGGAGGGUCAGUUUACAGAACCAAGUGGUGUAGCUGUGAAUGCUCAGAGUGAUAUCAUAGUAGCCGACACCAAUAACCACAGGAUCCAGAUCUUUGACAAAGAAGGUCGGUUCAAGUUUCAGUUUGGAGAAUGUGGGAAACGAGAUGGGCAGUUGCUGUAUCCCAACAGAGUUGCAGUUGUAAAGGCCUCUGGGGAUAUAAUAGUUACCGAGAGAAGCCCAACACAUCAGAUCCAG